CAAAGAGCAUUGCCUUAUGGGUAUCAAAGGCUCAGUACGUCGUAAUCGAGAUGGGCACAUAAUCCAUUGCAACGUCCACACGGAUCUUGUAGUAGGAGAACAACCCAUCGACCCGCUUUCCACAGCAAAACCUGAAGAAAUUUACACGAUAAUGGAGCAGUUUUGUUUAGGUCGGCGACGUCUGGAGCUGUUUGGAUGCUCGCGUAACAUUCGGCCAGGCUGGGUGACAGUUGGUAAGGAUGUGCCGGGCACGACGUAUGACGCGAGGACAUAUUCGAGAUUGAUGGAAGAGCCGGGCUUGAAUCCAGAUGGGACAAUGUGUGCUGGUCACUUGGUAGGGUCUACCGUCCUCAUUGAAGAUCUUCGACCUAAAACACCUCCACGAGAGCAGCGCGAACGAGAAGCGGCCAUGGGAAUGC
Molecule: messenger RNA, 419 nt
Organism: Nannochloropsis gaditana CCMP526
Product: mrna (2 -o-methyladenosine-n)
Exons: 1
Cellular component (GO): RNA N6-methyladenosine methyltransferase complex; nucleus
Molecular function (GO): mRNA binding
Source: RefSeq, a predicted model, not a curated record